AUGUCCCACGAGCAGGACCCCACCCUCAGGGAUGCAGAGGCCACAGCUCGGAGGUGGCCGUGGAUGGUCAGUGUGCAGGCCAAUGGCAUACAUAUCUGCGCAGGCACUCUCAUUUCCUCCCAGUGGGUGGUGACUGUGGCCCACUGCGUGCUCCAGAGUGACGUUACUUAUUCUGUGCGGGUGGGGAGCCCCUGGAUUGACCAGCUGGCUCAGACUACCAUCGACCUCCCGGUGCACCAGGUCAUUGUGAACAGCCGGUUCCGGGCCCAUCGCUUAUGGUCCUGGGUGGGCCGGGCCAACAACAUUGCCCUCCUCCGGCUUAAGGGGGAGUUCAAGUACAGCAAGUACGUCUGGCCCAUCUGCCUGCCUGGCAUAGACUACGUGGUGAAGGACGGCGCCCUCUGCACUGUGAUGGGCUGGGGGCUCCCUCAGGUUAACGGCACACUGCCCCAGUCCCAGACCAUUCAGGAGAAAGAAGUCACCAUCCUGAACAGCAAGGAAUGUGACAGCUUCUACCACAGAUUCUCCAAAAUCCCCUCCGUGAUUCGGAUCAUCAAUUCCCAGAUGAUCUGCGCGGAAGACAGGGACAGGGAACAGUUCUGCUAUGAGAUAAGUGGGGAGCCCCUGGCCUGUCCUAUGGGGAAAACCUGGUUCUUGGUGGGAAUGGUGAGCUGGGGCGCCGGCUGUGGUAAGAGCGAGGCCCCGCCCAUCUACCUGAACAUCCCCUCCUACCAAUACUGGAUCUGGGAACGUGUCAAUGGGCAGACUCUGCCAGCCCCAUCCAGGGCCCUGCUCCUGGCAUUGCCACUGCCCCUCAGCAUCCUUGCUGCCCUCUGA
This is a messenger RNA of Miniopterus natalensis, 837 nucleotides long. RefSeq names its product serine protease 50 (gene PRSS50). Gene Ontology annotation, cellular component: endoplasmic reticulum. NCBI's taxonomy places the organism in Eukaryota, Metazoa, Chordata, Mammalia, Chiroptera, Miniopteridae. Gene Ontology annotation, biological process: proteolysis. Gene Ontology annotation, molecular function: threonine-type endopeptidase activity; serine-type endopeptidase activity. The record is from RefSeq and is a predicted model, not a curated record.